CUCUCCCACCCCUCUCUCUCUCUCUCUCUCUCUCUCUCUCUCUCGAUCCUCGAUCCUCGAUCUCCUUGAGAGAGAUGAGCAUCCACGACGGCGACGGCGACGAAUCCGACGACGGAGAGGUCUUCUUGGAGGACGACGACAUCGUCCAUGAGAUCCCCCUCGACGAGGAAGAUCUCCCCGACCAGGACGAGGAUGAUGUGGAUUCGGAGGCCGAUGAUGAAGAAGCUGAUGAUUCCAUAUAUGCAUUCAGGGGACAUUCAGAUGAAAUCUACACUGUUGCUUGCAGUCCGGUGGAUUCAUCCCUUGUUGCUACUGGAGGUAAAGAUGAUAAAGGGUUCUUGUGGAAGAUUGGAUCUGCAGAGGCAGUCCUGGAGCUCCAAGGCCACCAGGAUACUGUCUCUACUGUUGCUUUCAGUUCUGAUGGCCAAUUACUAGCUUCUGGAAGUUUUGAUGGAGCUGUACACAUUUGGGACACAACUUCAGGUAGUCUUAAGUGUACUCUUGAAGGUUCUGGGGAGGGUUUUGAGUGGCUCAAAUGGCACCCAAGAGGUCACUUGCUAUUGGCUGGCUCAGAAGAUGCUAAUGUGUGGAUGUGGAAUGCUGAUAAAAGUGCCUGUCUCAAUACUUUCUCUGGUCAUGGUGGCAGUGUAACGUGUGGUGAUUUUACCCCAGAUGGUAAGACUAUAUGUACUGGUUCUGAUGAUGCAUCAUUGAGGAUAUGGAACCCGAAAACAGGGGAAAGCAUCCAUGUUGUUAGAGGGCAUCCAUAUCAUACUGAUGGAUUGACGUGCUUAGCUAUAACUGCUGAUUCAACCAUUGCUAUUACUGGCUCAAAAGAUAGCUCUGUCCACAUGGUGAACAUUGCUACUGGACGGGUUAUCAGCUCGUUAAUUGCUCACUCCAACUCUGUUGAGUGCAUUGGCCUUUCGCCAAGUUUCCCUUGGGCUGCGACCGGGGGAAUGGAUCAAAAGCUCAUCCUUUGGGAUCUGCAACGUUCUUCAGCGCGAUGCACGUGUGAUCAUGAAGAGGGUGUGACCAGUCUUGCGUGGAUUGGUGCAACAAAAUAUGUUGCAAGCGGUUGUAUCGAUGGGAAGGUUAGAAUUUGGGACAGUCUCUCCGGGGAUUGCUUAAAAACUUUCAGCGGUCACGUCGACACCGUCCAAUCUAUAGCCGUUUCUGCUGAUGGGAAUUCUCUUGUUUCCAUUUCAAGUGAUGGCACCGCCCGCGUCUUUGGUAUCUCGGAAUUCAGAUGAAAGAAGACCUUAUCAUCUGGAUAGCUCAGCUUAUUUAUCCUCCGUAUCAUUCCCUUGUACCUUUGCUCGUGUGUAACAGAUGUUUAAUUUUCCAUAAGAAAAAUAUAUGUUCUGAUGUAUACUACGAGUUUGCCUGAUAUGAGAAUAUUGAACUCUUAUCUCUUUUGAAGACUCGCAAUUUUUCAAUAUCAUGAUCUGGAAACAUUGAAAUCUGUGGUAAAAA
Molecule: messenger RNA, 1476 nt
Organism: Ananas comosus (pineapple)
Lineage: Eukaryota; Viridiplantae; Streptophyta; Magnoliopsida; Poales; Bromeliaceae
Product: angio-associated migratory cell protein
Exons: 11
Coding region: 75-1253 (392 amino acids)
Molecular function (GO): protein binding
Source: RefSeq, a predicted model, not a curated record